CCGCUUUACGCUCAUCCGUCCUUCGUCUUCUGCACUGUCGCACUCACUCUACCUGCAGCAACCUCAAGCUUGAACAUGCCGGACUCCUUCUUCGCCCCUUCCAAAACCCGCAAGCGCAAGCGUUCCCAGGAAGCGCCAUCUUCCUCUCGGAAACCCGGUCGAAGCGCACCCAGCAAGAGGGGCAAACAAAAGGCCAGUGCGGCCCCGACGCCAAAGAAACGGAGAGAUGAGGAUCUCUCAGACGAGACACACGACUCGGACGGUGCAGGCGGGAUUGACGAGAUGGACCUGCGCGCGCCGGACGUCGACCCGGACGCGUACGAGAGCGGCGAAGAGGACGAGGACGAAACACCCGCGGAGAAGCGGCUGCGGCUCGCGAAGAUGUACUUGGACGGCGUGAAGCAGGGAUUGGGCUUAGCGGACGGGGAGGUCGACGCAGCGGAGAUUGACCGCGAGCUCAUCUCGGCGCGGCUCAAGCAAGACGUACUCGAGCAUUCAGGGAAAGUCCACUUGUUCGUGGCAGAUAACUACCAGAUCGAGGAUGCGCCCUCAAUACGAACGCGCGGUCACCGCUUCUCCGUCACAGGCGCUGUCGCCUCCCCUUCAGCGCGCUGGCUGUUCACGUCCGGGAAGGAGGGCGUCAUCAUCAAGUGGGAUCUGCACACCGGCCGCAAAGUGCACACCUUCCACAAGUGUAGGCCCGACAAGGGCAAGGGCAAAGGCAAGGAUGUAUCCGGGCACACAGACGAAGUAUGGGCACUCGCAGUCAGCCCGGACGGGAAGUACCUUGCGAGCGGGGGAAAGGACCGGCGAGUCGGUGUGUGGGACGUUGAGAAGAACGAGUGGGUGAAGGGGUUCUCUGGGCAUCGGGACCACAUCUCCGCCCUUGCGUUCCGUAAAGCCCCACCGACAGCGACGACCUCCACGCAGUUGUAUUCCGGCUCGUUCGACCGCACGCUCAAGCUGUUCGACCUCACCUCAAUGGGCUACGUCGAGACACUCUUUGGGCAUCAGGCGCCCGUGCUCGCGCUCGACGCACUCCGAGCCGAGAUCGCUGUGAGCGCAGGCGGGCGGGACAAGACGGUGCGCUUCUGGAAAAUCCCCGAGGAGACGCAGCUGGUGUUCCGCGGCGGGGGUGGGAGCAAGUGGAUGGACGACCUGGAUGGGAUGGAUAUUGAUGGCGAGGACGACGAAGCAGAGGGAGCGCGGAGAAAGAAGAGGGCCGAGGAGAAGGCGAAGGAGACGAGGUUCGUCGAGGGGAGCAUCGAGUGUGUCGCCAUGAUCGACGAUCAGACCUUCGUGAGCGGCGGUGACAGCGGGUCAAUAUGUUUAUGGACGACGCAAAAGAAGAAGCCCGUCUUCACACAGGCGCUCGCGCACGGACUGGACGAGGCACACGUUGAGACAGAGGAUAUGCCCAUUGUCCGCAAGCCGCGCUGGGUAACCGCCAUCGGCGCCCUGCGGUACUCAGAUCUCUUCGCUUCAGGCUCAUGGGACGGUUCGAUCCGAGUCUGGAAACUCGACGCGAAGCUCAAGUCGUUCGCGCUCCUCGGCACGAUCUCCGCUGCCGGUGUUGUCAACUCCAUCCACUUCUGCACGCCCCCGCCAGAGUUCGUCUCCAGUGCUGCAUGGGCGAGCUCGCCAGAAACACAAGAGGAAGCAUCGAGCAAGGUUCGUGGCCAGGCGCAGGCAAAGACAGUCUUGCUCGUCGCGGGCGUGGGGCAUGAAGUGCGCUUCGGGAGGUGGGUGCAGAGGAAGGGCGAGGGCGUCCUGAAUGGUGCGCUUGUGGUGGCGUUGCACGCAAGGACUUGACCGACUCUCGUAUGGAGUCCGUGUGAUGUAUUACUGACAUGCAUGCAUAAUACCGAGUCCGUCAGUACUGCUGUAGGGCACUGUGCGCUACCACUAUGCUCGCAUAGGAUCAGAGCCCUACGGGACCGCUGGCUUUGGGUGUCU
Rhodofomes roseus is the source of this 1956-nucleotide messenger RNA. RefSeq names its product WD40 repeat-like protein. Gene Ontology annotation, molecular function: protein binding; snoRNA binding. The transcript has 6 exons. The record is from RefSeq and is a predicted model, not a curated record. Lineage: Eukaryota; Fungi; Basidiomycota; Agaricomycetes; Polyporales; Fomitopsidaceae. Gene Ontology annotation, cellular component: small-subunit processome. The coding region runs from base 76 to 1812 and encodes 578 amino acids.